This is a messenger RNA of Gallus gallus (chicken), 2988 nucleotides long. It is a transcript of the gene TOB1, whose product is annotated as transducer of ERBB2, 1. Gene Ontology annotation, cellular component: cytoplasm; nucleus. Gene Ontology annotation, molecular function: transcription corepressor activity. The transcript has 2 exons. Lineage: Eukaryota; Metazoa; Chordata; Aves; Galliformes; Phasianidae. Gene Ontology annotation, biological process: regulation of gene expression. The record is from RefSeq and is a predicted model, not a curated record. The coding region runs from base 1185 to 2162 and encodes 325 amino acids.
UCUCUCUUUCCCCUCCCGUCCUCGCCGAGGCAGCCGGCUCUCCGAGAUGGGGGCCGGGUGCUGAGCCCGCCGCCCCCGGCACUCGCAGCCCCGCCGGGAUCGUUUGCACUACGCCCCCCGCGCACCCCCGGGUGAGUACCGCUCGCUGAGGGCGGGGGCGGCCCUGGAGGUCCGGGCCCCGGCGGGGGCUGAGGCGGGCGCGGCCCUGCGGCUGUGACAGGAGCCGGGGCGGCCCCGGGAGCGCGGUGGGCACGGCCCCGCCGGGCCGGGGAGGGCGGAGGGCAGCGGGACCCCUCGCGGAGCGGGGCCGGGAGGGGCCGCGCUCGGCGGGGAGGAGGCGGCGUUCCGGCUGACGAAGCGCUGGGCCGCUUCGGGCGCCCGCAGGACGCGGUGAGCCCCGGGCUGCGCCACAGGGAGCGGGCCUCGCGCCGCGCACCUUGCUUCGUUUUCUCCCUUAUGGGCCUGGGAAAGCGCCCUUCCUCCUCGUCCUCCUCCUCGUCCUCCUGCUGCCGCCGGAGCUCCCUGGGCUGUGAGCAGAAAUCUAAUGAGCCCUAGCCGCCUGUUAUGUAACGCCGCUGCGGCCGGGGCCGUCGGAGCGCUGUCCUCCAAGCAGGGGCAGAAGUUGGGGGUGCCCGCACAGCACUGCACAGCACAGCACUGCACAGCGCUGCCCUGCCCUGCACAGCACUGCACUGCACAGCGCUGCCCGCCGGGGCUGUUGGCUUCCCGGUGCGCCCUGAAAGGAUCGUUUCUUUCCUAAGGGACGUGGAGGCGGGGAAACAAAACAGACGGAUUAAUAAAUCAUUUUUAAAUGCCCCUCUGAACCACCCAAUCAGCUUUUCUGCUCCGAUUGUGUCCCUUUUGUAAAUAUCUUCUGUUUGCCCUUGAUCUUUUCCUUAUCCCCACCCAGUGCUGAUCCAGCAAACGUUUAAAGGUCGCCUUAUCAUGCAGGCUUUCACAUAUUCCCAUACCAUCUUGGGGAGAGCGCGAGUGACUUGGAAAUAGGGUUCCAGCCUUUAAAGGAGAUUAUUUGGAGCAGGAAAUAACAGUGAACAAGAGCACUCAAGGUGAAGGAUAAUAAUCAACUAGCAUCAGCACUUUGAAGGAAAUUUUGUUUCCCUGUGGCAUCUUGAACACUUUCUUCGUGUUUUGAAACAGACUUAUACCUUUGUGGCAUAGCAGCUAUGCAGCUUGAAAUCCAAGUAGCACUCAACUUUAUUAUUUCAUAUUUGUACAAUAAGCUUCCCAGACGACGUGUCAACAUUUUUGGUGAAGAGCUUGAAAGACUUCUUAAGAAGAAGUAUGAAGGGCACUGGUAUCCAGAAAAGCCAUACAAAGGAUCAGGGUUUAGAUGUAUACAUAUAGGGGAGAAAGUGGACCCGGUCAUAGAACAAGCAUCCAAAGAGAGUGGUUUGGACAUUGAUGAUGUUCGUGGCAACUUGCCUCAGGAUCUUAGUGUUUGGAUUGACCCAUUUGAGGUUUCAUACCAAAUUGGUGAAAAGGGACCAGUGAAAGUGCUUUAUGUGGAUGAUAAUGAAAAUGGAUGUGAGUUGGAUAAGGAAAUCAAGAACAGCUUUAACCCAGAGGCCCAGGUGUUCAUGCCAAUUAGUGACCCAGCAUCUUCAGUGUCUAGUUCUCCUUCUCCUCCCUUUGGUCACUCUGCUGCUGUGAGCCCAACUUUCAUGCCCCGCUCCACUCAGCCUUUAACCUUCACCACUGCCACAUUUGCUGCCACCAAGUUUGGCUCGACCAAAAUGAAGAAUAGCGGCCGUAGCAACAAGGUCGCCCGCACUUCUCCCACCAACCUUGGCUUGAAUGUCAAUGACCUGUUGAAGCAGAAAGCCCUUUCCUCCUCCAUGCACUCUCUCUACGGGCUUGGCUUAGGCAAUCAGCAGCAGCAGCAACAACAGCAGAAGACUUCUGCCCUUUCUCCUAAUGCAAAGGAGUUCAUUUUCCCCAACAUGCAGGGUCAAGGUAGCACCGGUAGCAUAUUUCCUGGUGACAGCCCCCUUAACCUCAGUCCUCUCCAGUACAGUAAUGCCUUUGAUAUGUUUGCAGCCUAUGGAGGUCUAAAUGAAAAGUCUUUUGUGGAUGGCUUGAAUUUUAGUUUAAACAACAUGCAGUAUUCUAACCAGCAAUUUCAGCCAGUUAUGGCUAACUAAAAAUAAAACAGAAGUGACAUACAAGUAAAUACUAUUGUACAAGUAAAAAUGCACGUACCCAAGGGUGUAUCUUUUUUUCCACCUCUUGAGAUUUUUUUUUUAAGGCUUGUAGUAUGAAUACAUUCAAGCUUGGUUAGAGAAAUACAACAUGCAUCAUUUUUUCAUUUGCCAACCAAGCACAAAAUUAUUUUAUACUGACUGUACAUUAAAAAAUAUACUCUCAAAAUAUGGCCUCUUACAGUAUUUAAGAUAUAGCGAGGACAAGGCUAAUUUUUUUGUGUGUAUAUAUAUAUAUGCAUGCAAACAUAUAUGUAUAUAUAUAUUAAAAAAUUGGCACUAGUAAGUGGGUUUAUUGGUCUUUUUCUAAUUGUAUAAUUUAAUUUAGUACAAAGUUUGUAAAAUAUCAGAGUAUAUAUAUUGUUUCUACAACAUGGUAUUGCAUUUAUAUCUUUUUACUACAGUGAUCUGUGACAGCUGCAGCAGCUUCAUGUUGUAUUUUUUUUACUGAAAUUGUAAGAUAUCCAUCUUAAAGACAUCGAUUCUAAAAAACUAUAAAAAGUUGUGUACAGAAUAUUCCUUAGUGGUGGAAUUAAAAAUGUACGAAAUAUUUGCUUUUUUCAAAAGAAACACAAAUUGUAUUUUCUGUUAAAAGUUUAAAGAUUUUUGCUAUAUAUUAUGGAAGAAAAUGUAAUCGUAAAUAUUAAUUUUGUACCUACAUUGUGCAAUACUUGAAAAAAGGUAUAAAAGUAUUUUGAGUCAGUGUCUUACAUGUUAAGAGGGACUGAAAUAGUUUAUAUUAAGUUUGUAUUAAAAUCCUUUAAAAUUA